CCCUUCCCGCCGCGGCGGGAGCGCGGUGUCCUCCGGCAGGGAGCGGGGCGGGGGAUCCCCCUCCUGGGGUCCCUUUUCCCGGGGAAGAUCCGGCGGCGUGGGAGCCUCCGUGGGCGCCUUCACGUUGUUCAGUGGAGCGUGAAGUACCACACGUACCGUCAGCGGCGUGAGCAGGGGCCUGGCCGGCCGAGGAGUUGCUCAGGGUGAUGAGGACAAUCGAUGACAGAAUUGUCCACGAAUUAAACACUACGAUUCCAACAGCUUCCUUUGUGGGGAAAAUUGAUGCCAGCCAGACGUGUAAAGAGCUGUACCAGUCUCUGAUGGAAGCUCACACCAGCAGAGAGCGAAUCAUCAAAAACUGCAUCGCUCAGACUUCCAGUGUAGUGAAAACUCUCAGAGAAGAGAGGGAAAAGGCCCAGGAUGACGUAGCAUUAUUAAAGCAGCUCAGGAAAGAGCAGACAAAGUUGAAAUUGAUGCAGUCGGAGCUGAAUGUUGAAGAAGUGGUAAACGACAGAAGCUGGAAGGUAUUUAAUGAGCGUUGCCGAAUUCACUACAAGCCUCCGAAGAGUCAAUGAUGUAUAUUUACCAUCAAGGUGGUCCAUAACUGUGAGAGCCAAACUGGAAAGAGACCUUGGGUGAGCUGUACUGGGACCCUCCAGAAUCAGUAGAACCCAGUCCUGUUUUGUUUUGGACCUACUUAGCUGAGAUCUCAAGGUUGAAAUGAUUCUCCUGUAAUUAAGAGUAAACAACUCAUCUUUUUGUACAAAAUAUGUGAACAAAUGAAUUUUAUAGUAUUAAAAUAAUUUUCAAAUGCAA
Messenger RNA from Columba livia (rock pigeon), 816 nucleotides. It is a transcript of the gene MIX23, whose product is annotated as mitochondrial matrix import factor 23. The coding region runs from base 207 to 575 and encodes 122 amino acids. Gene Ontology annotation, cellular component: mitochondrion; mitochondrial intermembrane space. The record is from RefSeq and is a predicted model, not a curated record. Lineage: Eukaryota; Metazoa; Chordata; Aves; Columbiformes; Columbidae. The transcript has 5 exons.